CAAUCGGCUGUUAUAUUUUGUGCAAAAGUUAAUUUAUAUAAUUGACUAUGACCGCUUAACAAUACCGAAAUUGAAGCUGUGAAAGCCUGGAAUUGGCUUUAAACGUGCCCGUAAAUUUUUGCUAUAAAUAAAGUUACAAAUAAAUCUUUUGUAUAAUUCAUAUUUAUAUUGACAAAAGAAAUACAUUUAAAAUGAAUAUUCGUUGUGCUACUCCGAACGAUCUUAUGAAUAUGCAGCAUUGCAAUUUGUUAUGUCUGCCGGAAAACUACCAAAUGAAGUAUUAUUUUUAUCACGGUUUAUCGUGGCCGCAGUUGUCAUACGUUGCUGAGGAUGAAAAAGGUAAAAUUGUUGGUUAUGUCCUCGCAAAAAUGGAAGAAGAUUCUGAUGAUGAUCCACACGGACACAUUACUUCACUUGCUGUGAAACGAUCACAUAGGCGCCUGGGUCUUGCUCAAAAGUUAAUGGAUCAGUCUUCGAGGGCUAUGGUCGAAUGCUUUAAUGCUAAAUAUGUUUCUUUGCAUGUUCGGAAAAGCAACAGAGCUGCCCUGCAUCUGUAUACCAACACUCUGAAAUUUCAAAUUAGUGAAAUAGAACCGAAAUACUAUGCUGAUGGUGAAGAUGCCUAUGCAAUGAAAAGAGACUUGACUAGCUUUCAAGCGAAAUCCUCAGAUAAAGAAUCAAAGUCCUAGUAUGAAAUGUAACUUUUAAAAAACUGAUUUACUUGAAGGAUUGCAUUAAUCAUUUAAAAUGUAAACAUGCUAUUGCAGUGUUUUAAAACCUUUAUCUGUGCUGGAAUCUUACUUUUGUUUGUCAAAAAUAAAUCCUGCUGCAUCAUGAG
Molecule: messenger RNA, 838 nt
Organism: Uloborus diversus
Lineage: Eukaryota; Metazoa; Arthropoda; Arachnida; Araneae; Uloboridae
Gene: vnc
Product: N-alpha-acetyltransferase 10-like
Exons: 1
Coding region: 192-689 (165 amino acids)
Biological process (GO): N-terminal peptidyl-glutamic acid acetylation
Cellular component (GO): NatA complex
Molecular function (GO): protein N-terminal-serine acetyltransferase activity; protein-N-terminal-glutamate acetyltransferase activity
Source: RefSeq, a predicted model, not a curated record